Messenger RNA from Trichomycterus rosablanca, 3225 nucleotides. RefSeq names its product RNA binding motif protein 25b (gene rbm25b). The record is from RefSeq and is a predicted model, not a curated record. The coding region runs from base 105 to 2648 and encodes 847 amino acids. Gene Ontology annotation, cellular component: spliceosomal complex. NCBI's taxonomy places the organism in Eukaryota, Metazoa, Chordata, Actinopteri, Siluriformes, Trichomycteridae. Gene Ontology annotation, biological process: regulation of alternative mRNA splicing, via spliceosome; mRNA processing. The transcript is spliced from 18 exons. Gene Ontology annotation, molecular function: mRNA binding.
GCGCUCUGAUCUCUCUUUACACCGCUUUUCAUCCACUCACAUUCAUUCUACCUUAUAUCAGAAAAAGAUCGGUUUAACCGCUCCGGGUGGGUGAACUACCCAAGAUGUCCUUCCCUCCACAUCUCAACCGGCCGCAAAUGGCCAUCCCUACCAUGCCCCCUGGUAUCCCCCCUCCACAGUUUGCUGGAUUUCCUCCAACGAUGCCGCCAGGAACCCCGAUGAUUCCAGUUCACAUGGGCAUCAUGGCCCCGGCGCCCGCGGUACUCGUACCCACCACCAUGUCGGUGGUCAGUAAAGUAGCCGCCCCGAGGAAAGAAGCUCCACUCCCACGCCUCAAGGAACCGGACGAGAACAGCGGUCCCACAACCACCGUGUUCGUAGGAAACAUCUCGGAGAAGGCUUCAGACAUGCUGAUCAGACAGCUGCUGUCGAAAUGUGGCCUGGUGUUAAGUUGGAAACGUGUUCAGGGGGCUUCAGGAAAACUACAAGCGUUUGGUUUCUGCGAGUACAAGGAGCCCGAGUCCACGCUGCGCGCUCUGCGGCUGCUGCACGAACUGCAAGUGGGAGACAAGAACCUGCUGGUGAAGGUGGACGCCAAAACCAAAGCGCAGCUGGACGAGUGGAAGGCCAAGAAGAAGAGCUCUAACGGGCAGAACAGCACGACUGAGGAAGGUGCCGAGGAGGAAGAGGAUGCUCUGGACGAGGAGACGCAAAAACGAGACCAGAUGGUAAAGGGCGCCAUCGACGGCCUGAUCCGCGAGUACUCGACAGAGCUCAGCGCGUCCUCUCAGGAGGACGAGGCCAGCAGGCGCAAGAAGAAAAAAGAGAAAAAGGAAGAGGAGGACAUCAACGCCAUAGACAUGGAGGAGGACAAGCGCGAUUUGAUCUCCAGGGAGAUCAACAAAUUCCGCGACACCCACAAGAAACUCGAGGAGGAGAAGGGAAAGCGAGAGAAGGAACGGCAGGAGCUGGAGCGAGAGCGGCGCGACCGGGACAAGGAGCGUGAACGCGAGCGGGAGAGGAGAGAGCGCGAGAGGGAGAAGGACCGCGAGCGCGAGAGGGAACGCGAGCGGGAAAGGGAACGCGAGAGGGACAGGGAGCGCGAGAGAGAGCGCGAACGGGAGCGAGAGAGAGAAAGAGACUGGGACAGGAGCCGGGACCACAGCGAGGCACGCAGCAGAUCCAGAGAGCAAAGCCGCGAACGAGAGAGAGAACGAGACAAGGAUAAGAAGCGCGACCGCGAGGAGGACGAGGAGGAGGCGUACGAGAGGCGCAAGCUGGAGAGAAAGCUCCGGGAGAAGGAGGCCGCCUAUCAGGAGAGGCUGAAGAACUGGGAGCUGAGAGAGAGGAAGAAGGCGAGAGAUUACGCCAAAGAAUCCGAGAGAGACGAGGAACGCAGACGAGAGACGACUAAAGAAGGUAAGCGACUGAAGGAGUUUUUGGAGGACUACGACGACGACCGAGACGACCCGAAAUAUUACAGAGGCAGCGCUCUGCAGAAACGCCUGCGCGACCGAGAGAAGGAGAUCGAGCUGGACGAGAGAGACAGGAAACGAGAGAAGGAGGAGCUGGAGGAGAUCAGGCAAAGACUGCUGGCUGAGGGGCAUCCUGAUCCAGAUGCAGAACUACGCAGGAUGGAGGAGGAGGCCGAGCGUUUACGGCAGCCCCCGGUGAAGCCCGAACCGGAAGAGGAGCGCGAGAGCAAACCGUCUCGCGAGGACCGUGAGAGAGAGAGAGAACGAGAGCGAGAGAGAGAGAGGGGGCGGGAGCGCGACAGAGAACGGGAACGGGAACGCGAGAGGGAGCGAGAGAGGGAGAGAGAACGAGAGCGAGAGAGGCACCGGCCGAACCCUCAGCCCCCCUCGGACGACGACGUCGAGGACGGAGAGGAGGUGCCGGACGAAGAGGACACCAAGCCGUGCCUCAAACCCACCAUGAGACCCAUCACGGCCGCCCCGUCCGUGUCCUCGGCCAGCGGUAACGCCUCGCCCAACACGCCCAGGGAGGAGUCGCCCUGCGGCAUCAUCAUUCCUCACGAAAACUCACCCCCGGAGAUCCUCCCGCAGGAGGAGCACCGGCCCAAAAUCGGCCUCAGCCUCAAACUCGGUGCCACGGGCAGUCCGGGUCAGCCGAACAUGGCCAAGCGUAAAAAGCUGGCGGUGGAGAGCGUCUUCAACCGCUUCGACGACGACGAGGUGGACGAGGGGCCCCGGAAGAGGAAGCUGGUGCCCUUGGACUACGAGGACGAGGACAAAGGCAGCGGGGGAGUGGAGGGCGCCGGUGCAGCGGGGGGCAAAGGGGCCAACACGGAGGAGAAACGAAAACACAUCAAGAGUCUGAUCGAGAAAAUACCCACCGCCAAACCCGAGCUCUUCAACUACCCGCUGGACUGGUCCGUCGUGGACUCGACACUAAUGGAGAAGCGCAUUCGGCCGUGGAUUAAUAAGAAGAUUGUGGAGUACAUCGGCGAGGAGGAAGCCACCCUGGUCGACUUUGUUUGCUCGAAGGUGAUGGCACACAGUACGCCCCAGGGAAUUUUGGAUGAUGUUGCUAUGGUGCUGGACGAAGAGGCCGAGGUGUUCAUCGUGAAGAUGUGGAGGCUCCUAAUUUACGAAACCGAGGCCAAGAAGAUCGGACUGGGCAAAUGAGCCGGCGCCGAGCGAGGAUCGGAUCUGCGCCCGACUUCCUGUUUUAUCGGUUCCCCCCCCCCCCCCCCCCCUUCCGGAGAGGACGUUUCAACUCCAGGCAACUCGGCGCUUGAAACUCGAAAACGAGACCCGGCGCGUCGUUAAAUCCAUCGGUUCUUUAUUUAAUUUAGUUUCGCUCCAUUUUUCUGUGACCGCGGCGACCGUGUCGAGUUAGCGAGCACCAGAUCCGAAGCCGAACGGGCGAGGUGGGGUGGAACCGGUGUCCGUGUUACCGUGUCGUACCGUACGCCGACGCCGCCGCGCUAUCACGUCUGGCUUACCGUUUACUUCGAUUGGGUCUUUCUUUCCUCACGAUUGUCUCGAGUCGCACCAAAGACUUGCGUCCCGGCGGAUCCCUCGCGCCGACGUCACGUCUCUCCACCCGGAAUGUAAAACGAAUGCCGAGCUAAUCGGAUCCUGCGCCCUCGGAAGUCUGGCUAAACUGAUCUGGAUGGAAUCAGUGCUCUUUGUUUUUGUAUGUAAUAGUGGGGUAUGUGUUUUCAAUAAAAAUCUUUACUUUUUUUUUUAAUAAAACUAA